Lolium rigidum is the source of this 2520-nucleotide messenger RNA. RefSeq names its product cullin-3B-like. Lineage: Eukaryota; Viridiplantae; Streptophyta; Magnoliopsida; Poales; Poaceae. The coding region runs from base 61 to 2256 and encodes 731 amino acids. Gene Ontology annotation, molecular function: ubiquitin protein ligase binding. The transcript has 2 exons. Gene Ontology annotation, cellular component: cullin-RING ubiquitin ligase complex. Gene Ontology annotation, biological process: protein ubiquitination; ubiquitin-dependent protein catabolic process. The record is from RefSeq and is a predicted model, not a curated record.
CCUCGCCAUCGCCCUCGCCGGAACCCUAGGGCAAUCGCCGCGGCGCGGGCGGGCGGGGAGAUGAACUCCCAGAGGAAGCGGAUCCCCAAGAUCGAGCCCUUCAAGCACCGCGUGGAGGUCGACCCCAAGUUCUUCGACAAGUCCUGGAAGAAGCUCGAUGACGCCAUCCGCGAGAUUUACAACCACAACGCCAGCGGCCUCUCCUUCGAGGAGCUCUACAGGACUGCUUAUAACUUGGUUCUUAACAAGCAUGGUGGGAAGCUUUAUGAUAAACUGACAGAGAACUUGAAAGGACACCUCAAAGAAAUGGGAAAAUUAGUAGAGGCUGCCCAAGGUGGUCUGUUCCUGGAGGACCUACAGAGAAGAUGGGCUGAUCAUAUCAAGGCAUCGCAAAUGAUCAGAGAUAUACUCAUGUAUAUGGAUAGAACAUUUAUUCCGACUAGCAAAAAGACAGCUGUGUUUGAACUUGGUCUGGAAUUAUGGAGAGAUAUCGUUGUCCGCUCUCCCAAAAUUCAAGGGAGAUUGCUUGACACGCUUCUUGAACUCAUUCAUAGAGAGAGGAUGGGUGAGAUAAUAAACAGAGGUUUGAUGAGGAAUACAACCAAAAUGCUGAUGGAGCUAGGGUCUUCUGUCUAUAAGGAUGAGUUUGAGAGGCCAUUCCUUGAGGCAUCUGCAAGUUUCUAUAGUGGUGAGUCACAGCAGUUCAUUGAGUGUUGCGACUGUGGUGAGUAUCUCAAGAAGGCUGAAAGGCGUCUCGCUGAGGAACUGGAACGUGUGACACAGUAUAUGGAUUCCAAAACUGCAGACAAAAUAGCUAAUGUUGUGGAUAAAGAGAUGCUCUCAAAUCACAUGCAGAGGUUGAUUCUUAUGGAGAACUCUGGUCUUGUGAAUAUGCUCAUUGAUGACAAACAUGAGGACCUAACCAGGAUGUACGACUUGUUUAAGCGUGUUCCUGAUGGGCACUCAACAAUUAGAUCUGUCAUGACUAAUCAUGUUAAGGAGACAGGAAAAACUUUAGUGACUGACCCAGAGAGAUUAAGGGACCCUGUUGAUUUCGUCCAGCGUCUUCUAAAUGAGAAGGACAAGUAUGAUGAGAUUGUCAGUGUUUCAUUCAGCAAUGACAAGGCUUUCCAAAAUGCUCUGAAUUCCUCAUUUGAGUAUUUCAUCAACUUAAACAACCGCUCUCCUGAAUUCAUAUCAUUGUAUAUUGAUGACAAGCUUCGGAAAGGUGUUAAAGGAGCCAAUGAAGAGGAUAUUGAGACAGUACUUGACAAGGUUAUGAUGCUCUUCAGGUACUUGCAGGAGAAAGAUGUUUUUGAGAAGUAUUACAAGCAACACUUGGCAAAACGUCUUCUGUCUGGGAAAACUUCUUCUGAUGAAGCUGAGAGGAGUAUGCUUGUGAAGCUGAAGACAGAAUGUGGCUACCAGUUUACUUCAAAAUUGGAAGGCAUGUUCACUGAUAUGAAGACAUCUCACGAUACUAUGCAAAGUUUCCAUGCCGCUCUCUCUGGUAAUACUGAUGGCCCAACAAUAUCUGUCCAGAUACUCACCACUGGGUCUUGGCCAACACAACCAUGUGCUACCUGCAAUCUUCCACCUGAGAUCCUUGAUAUAUGUGAGAAGUUCAGGGCUUACUACCUUGGCACUCACAAUGGCAGGAGAUUGACUUGGCAGACGAAUAUGGGGAACACGGACAUUAAAGCAACAUUUGGAAGCCGCAAACAUGAGCUCAAUGUCUCAACUUACCAGAUGUGUGUCCUGAUGCUAUUUAACUCGGAUGAUGGUUUGACAUACAAGGAUAUUGAGCAGGCGACAGCUAUACCUCAUGUUGAUCUGAAGCGCUGCCUCCAGUCUCUUGCUUGUGUGAAGGGCAAGAAUGUGCUGCGCAAGGAACCCAUGAGCAAGGAUAUAUCUGAGAGCGACACUUUCUUCUUCAAUGAUAAGUUCACUAGCAAGUUGGUCAAGGUGAAGAUUGGCACGGUGGUUGCACAGAAGGAAACGGAACCAGAGAAGCAGGAGACCCGCCACAGAGUCGAGGAAGACCGAAAGCCCCAGGUAGAGGCUGCCAUCGUCAGGAUCAUGAAGUCCAGAAGAGUCCUUGACCACAACAGCGUAGUCACCGAGGUGACGAAGCAGCUCCAGUCGCGCUUCCUGCCGAAUCCUGUGGUGAUAAAGAAGAGAAUUGAGUCCCUGAUUGAGCGUGAGUUCCUUGAGAGGGACAAGACAGAUAGGAAGCUGUACCGCUAUCUUGCAUAGGUAGAUGUCUCUGCUGUUGAAACGUUAGAAGUGUGCGUCCAUGAACAAACGUGUCUGCUGUCAAAAACAUUAGAACUGUCCGUCCAUGAACAAACGUGUCUGCUGUCGAAACAUUAGAACUUGUCCGUCCAUGAACAAACGUGUCAUGCUUUACUUUAUGUGUACCCAUACUUGGAUUUUGGCUGUAGCAGUGCUGCACAGAUCAGGUGGCUUUCUGACUUCAGGUCUGCCAUCUCUGGUACAUAUAUAGAGGAUUAUCUUAUA